Molecule: messenger RNA, 6463 nt
Organism: Meloidogyne enterolobii
Lineage: Eukaryota; Metazoa; Nematoda; Chromadorea; Rhabditida; Meloidogynidae
Source: the annotation of a GenBank genome assembly
UAUAUUAAUUUAUUACUCUGGCACACUGUUCUCGUCUUCAGUAACAACCCUUUUAUCGACUUCUGCGCUUUUUGGAAGUAGUAGAUCACCUUCCCCUUCCAUUCAUAAAAAGCAUUUUGAUUCACCUAAUCUUCCAAUUCGAUACAAUUCAAAAGAAGACCCAAAAUUUACUGUUACCCAUCUUCCCAAAGAUUCUUCUGAUUUAUACCAAUGGAAGGAAGAGAAGAAAAGGAAGAAGGAAAAAAGAGGAAUGGAAGAAGAAGAAAAGAAAGAAAUGGAAGGGAAAAAUGAAAUGAAGAUAAAGGAAGAAGAGGGAUGGAAUGAAAAGGAGGAACAAAAUAAAUUUUUUGUUAAAUCUAAUGGUGUAGCUAAUUUUAAUGAGGAAUAUACUACGAGUAACUCAAGCAACUCAACUGUUAAUAAUUCUUCAUCGCCAUCAUUAAUUAAUAAUAUUCCUUGGAAAUGUUCAUAUUCUUAUUUAAAUUCCUUUAUUACGAGAUUAUUACCAACAAAACAGGAAAUUGAAUCAACAACAACAACAACAAUAACAUAUCCAACAAAAACAUCUUUAACACAUUCACCUACUAAAACAUCAACUAAAACAUCUUUAUUAACAAACAACACUCCACAAACAUUAAUUUAUUCGACAAAAUUCAAAACAUCCCCAACAACAUCAACAAAAACAUCUCCAAAAACAUUGCCAACAAAAACAUUAAAAACAUGUAUAUUAGCAAAAACAACAACAGUCAAAACAUCCCCAACAAAAGAAGAAAACAAACAACAAUCUCAACAACAACAACUAACAUCAACAAAUGUUUGUCUUCUUGUUAAUUCACAUCAAACAGAAAAUGAAGAGAGAAACAAAAAGAACAAUUUAAGUUUUAGAAAUGGACUAAGUUUCCGAACAAGUUGUGAUAAAAAUGUUGAAAAUAUAAAGAAACAACAACAACAAAAACAACGACGAGAACAACAAAUGAAAAGAUCUGUUGCUACAACUGAAUGUUCUCCAACUUUAGUAGAAAAAAGAAAAAUAGUAGGAAAAAGUUGGGCAAGUUUUAAUAGUAGAAGAGGAAAUGUUUUAGUUUUUGCUUCUAAAAAGGAUAUUUUAAAUGAAUUACGUCGUCAACGAUUAGAAGCUAAAAUGAAUGCUACAAGUGUUUAUUUACCUAAAUUGGAGAAAGAAAAAGAAGAAGAAGAAAAUAAUUUUAAAAAUAAUAAAAGUUUUAAAAGAAGCAAUAAAAGUUUAUUUUUUAGAAGAAAUUUAACAGUUCAAGUAUCAGAAUUUGAUUUUCCUCCAAAAUCCCCAAUAAAAAUUCCAAUAAAAAUUGUUGAAAAAGAAUUAUUAAAUAAUCAAUUUGAUACUUCAAUUUGUUCUUCCCCAACAGCUACAAUAUUAAAAGAUCAAGUUCAUUCUUUAAAACAAAUUUCUGCUUCAAUUGUUGGAAACAACUUUAGUAGUCAAAUUGUAAAUGUUUCACAACAAACUACCCAAACAAACAACAACAACAAACAAUCAAAACAAACAAGAAAACAUUCAAAAGAUUUACAAACAUCUUCGUUAGGAUUUGAAUCAAAUAAAAAUGCUUCAAGUUUAUUAUUAUUUCCUAAAAAUCAGCUACGUCAUUGCCAUUCUGCAAAUAUUGUUAGUAAUUUAUUAACAACUGAAGAAAAGGAAAUUGAAGAAAUUAAAAGAAGUUCAAGUAGAAGGAGAGGUUAUUUAAUGAUAAAAAGUAAGAGGGAUGAUGAUUUUGAUAGUGAAACAAAAAAUAAAAGUGAAGCUGAACAAAAUUAUUUUAUUAAAUGGAAUGAUGAACAAUCCAUAUCUUUACCCUCCACUUUAACAUUAAAUAAACAUCGUAAAAUACCUCCUCCCUUAAGAAAUUGUAAUAGAUUUCUGUCGUCUUCCUCUUCUGAUACUCCCCAAUCUGCUAUUUCAUUUGGAUCAUCAUAUUCCUCUAAUUCAACAAAUUUUAUUCCAAAAUCAUUGCCAUUGAUGAGAAGGGGAAGAAUAAAUUAUUUAAAUUAUGGAGGAAUGGGAGAAGAAAAAGAAGAGGAAAGAUUAAGAAAUUUAAAAACAGGAAGAGAUGAAAUAGAAAAGAAAAGAAGAGGAGGAAGUGGAAGAGUAAUUAAGAAAAAGAAUUUUAAGGGAAUAGAAGAUCCAACAAAAGCUUUGCUUGCCUUUUCCAAAUCUUUUAAAAAGAUUAGGCGUGUUGAAACGUUUGGAAGUGAAAAGAGGAAACCUAAAAUCAAAAAUAAUAAUAAUUUUGUGAAUAUUUCUUUGGAAAAUGUGAGGAAAAUAAGUCGUUCAAACAGUGCUCCUACAAUAGUUGAAAUUAAAUUAAAAGAAGUUGAUGAGAAUAUCAAAAAUCUUAAUAGUCAACAAUUACCAAACAAAAAUUUUGACUUGUCUUCCUUAUCAUCAUCAACUUCUCCUUCUUCUUCAAAAAUUAAUAAUUUCCCUCUUCUUCGUCGUCAAGCAAUACGAAAAAAACGUUCAUUUUCACUUGUGCCAAAUAAUAUUGAUGAUAAUUCUUCAAAAAUUGAAGAUUUAAAUAAUAAAAAUAAUAAUAAAUUAAUUGAUAAUAAAAAAGUUAAAUUGGCAGAAAUAUAUAAUAUUAAAUUGAAAAAUGAAGAGAAAAAAGAAUUAUUUGCUUUUAGUCUUGAUAAUGCUUUAAUGGGGGAAAAGAGUUCUGUUUUCGAUGCUGACGGUCACUUUUUAAUGCCUUCCAGUGUUGGUGCGCGUGCUACUGUUGGAAGUGCCUUUUAUCGUUCCAUCGAUGCUAUGCCAUCAAUGAAUGCUUCUUCAACAAAAAAGUCUAUUCCAGUCAGCGAAUUGGUGCUCAAGACAAUGGCCACAAAAAGGACAGCUUUAGCAAAUGCUGCAAAAACAACUGUACAGGAUCAUGAAUUGAAACAAUUAGUUUACCGAAAGUGCCUUCAAGCUCUUAUUUAUCCAAUAAGUGCAACAACUCCACAUAAUUUCCAAAUGACCAACUUUCAAACUCCCACCUGGUGCUAUGAAUGUGAAGGUCUUUUGUGGGGAAUAGCACGGCAAGGUCUUCGCUGCACAGAAUGUGGUGUAAAAGUACAUGAUAAAUGUCGAGAACUUUUAAGUGCUGAUUGUUUACAAAGAGCAGCUGAAAAGAGUAGCAAACAUGGGGAAGGGGAUAGAGCACAAAAUUUAAUUGCAGUAAUCCAUGAAAGAAUGAAAAUGCAGGAAAGAAACAAACCAGAAAUUUUUCAAAGAAUUCAAGAAGCUUUUGGAUAUAAUGAAAAUAUACAACAAGAAACAUUACGUGCAGUUAAAGGUUCUAUACUUGAAGGAAGUUCUAAAUGGAGUGCAAAAAUUCAACUUACUGUUAUUUGUGCAAAAGGCUUAAGUGGCAAAGAUAAAACGGGCAAAAGUGAUCCUUAUGUUACUGUGCAAGUUGGCAAAGUACGAAAGAGAACAAGAACAAUACAUCAAGAAUUAAAUCCAAUAUGGAAUGAGAAAUUUUCUUUUGAAUGUCAUAAUUCUACUGAUCGAAUAAAAGUACGUGUUUGGGAUGAAGACAACGAUUUAAAAAGUAAAUUACGUCAAAAAUUGACUCGCGAAUCUGAUGAUUUUCUUGGUCAAACAAUUAUUGAAGUUCGGACAUUAUCUGGUGAAAUGGAUGUUUGGUAUAAUUUGGAAAAACGUACUGACAAAUCAGUUGUUAGCGGAGCAAUUCGUCUUUACAUAAAAGUAGACAUUAAAGGAGAAGAAAGAUUAGCACCAUAUCAUUCACAAUAUACUUGUUUACAUGAACAUUUAUUUUUGCAUCAAUAUAAGGAAGACGAUGUUCAAUUACCACAACAACAACAACUAGCAGCUGAUGAGGCUUGGAGAAUAUAUUUUGAUGAAGUUGGGCAAAUGAUUGUUGAUGAAUUUACAAUGCGUUAUGGAAUUGAACAGAUAUAUCAAGCAAUGACUCAUUUUGCCUGUCUUUGUACUAAAUAUAUGUGUGUUGGUGUUCCCGCGGCUUUAUCUACAUUAUUAGCAAAUAUUAAUGCCCAUUAUGCACAUGCAACUGCUACUGCUGCUGUUUCUGCUCCCGAUCGCUUUAAUGCAACAAACUUUGGAAAGGAUCGAUUUGUCAAAUUGCUGGAUCAAUUACACAAUUCUUUGCGUAUUGAUUUGGGAAUGUAUAGGAAAUACUUCCCAGCCUCAAAUUUUGCCAAAUUGCGUGACUUAAAAUCUACAGUUGAUUUGCUUACUUCAAUAACUUUUUUCCGAAUGAAGGUAUUAGAAUUAGCUAGUCCUCCACGUGCUUCAAAUGUUGUUAGGGAAUGUGCAAAGGCUUGUAUGGAGACAACUUACCAUUUAAUGUUCGAUACUUGUUGUGAAAAGUGUGAACCGACAGACGAAUCUGUUAAAUUCUGGUCUGAUUUUAUUGACUAUAUGCUUGGUGUAAUUGAUGAAGAUAGAAAUGUUUACACACCUGUUUUGAAUCAAUUUCCACAAGAAUUAAAUAUUGGUCAGUUGUCUGCAGCAACUCUUUGGAAUUUAUACAAAACUGAUUUGAAGGAUGCUCUUAUGGAACAUGCAAAGACUAAACGUUGCAAAACUCCAGAUUAUAUGAAUCUCUACUUUAAAGUUAAACAUUUUUAUUCAAUGUAUGUAGCAGAAUUACCUCAAUAUCGUGAAAGUAUUCCAGAAUUUCCUGAGUGGUUUGUUCCAUUUGUAAUGGAUUGGCUAAAUGAGAAUGACGAGCAUUCUAUGGAUAUAUUACGGAAUGCUUACAACCGUGACAAGGCAGACAAUUUCCCUCAGACGUCGGAACAUACAAAAUUUAGUAAUUCUGUAGUUGAUGUUUUUACUCAAUUAAAUGAAGCUUUGAAAGUUUUGAAACAAAUGGAUUGUCCAAAUCCCGAAGUUUGUGUGGAUAUGAUGAGGAGAUUUGCUACAACUUUAAAUAAAGUUUUGUUGGCAUAUUCUGAUAUGGUACAGAAAGAUUUUUGUAAAUAUGUGGACAGUGAAAAAUUGGCUUGUAUUUUGAUGAAUAAUGUACAGCAAUUGAGAGUUCAACUAGAAAAAAUCUAUGAAAACAUGGGUGGCGCACAACUGGACCCAGAUUCAAAUCGUGUAUUAAAUAGUUUACAAAAGAAGUUAAAUACAGUUUUGGAUCGUCUUUCUGGUCAAUUUGUUGCAAGCUUAGAAUCUGGAAUUCAGGAACAGAUGAGCAGACUUGGAGUUUUGUUGGCUAAAAUUAAAGGGCCUCAACAACAAAGAAGUCAAAUGGGGGGAGAGGUGGAUAUGGUAUUGGAACCUUUAAUGAAUUUAUUAGAACGGUCUUUACAACGAUAUGCACAGCAAUGUGAAAAGACUGUUUUGAAAUAUAUUUUAAAGGAAUUAUGGAAAAUAACAAUAAUUUCAAUGGAAAAGCAAGUAGUAUUACCCCCUUUAGGCGGAUCUUUAUCUUCUUCUACAGCUCCAUUAUUAAAACAUGCAUUACCUAGUGCUAAAGGGGUUACAAAAUUAAUGUUACAACACACAACACAUUUAAAAGAAGGAAGUGGAGGAGGAGGAAAUAUUGGAGGGAUAAGUGGGGGAGGUGGGAAUGUUGGUGGAGGAGGAGGGAGUGGGUUAAGGGGAGGAAUGCAUUCUGUUAAAGAAAUGAUGGAUGCGGCACGUGAUAAUUCUGAACGUUCAUUGACUCCGAGACAGUGUGGAUUACUUGAUGUUGCUUUGGAUGCAAUAAAAGAAUGUUUCCACGCAGGCGGUCAAGGACUCAAAAAAUCUUUCUUUGAAAAAUCCCCAGAAUUACAAUCUUUAAAAUACGCCCUUUCAUUAUAUACCCAAACAACAGAACAAUUAAUUAGAACAUUUAUUUCAACACAAAAACAACAAGAUUUACCUUCACAAGACCAACCUGUUGGGGAAGUUAGUGUCCAAGUUGAUUUGUUUAAUCAUCCACACACUGGCGAACAAAAAAUUACAGUUAAAGUAAUCGCUGCUAAUGAUCUUCGCUGGCAAAUAACUGGUUCUGGAACAUUUAAACCUUUUGUAGAAGUUCACUUAGUUGGGCCACAUUUGGCUGAUAAAAAACGUAAAAUGGCUACAAAAUCUCAAUCAAAUACGUGGACACCGAAAUUUAAUGAAACAAUGCAUUUCUUUAUUGGCAAUGAAGGAGAGCCAGAACAUUACGAAUUAAUGUUUCAAGUAAAAGAUUAUUGUUUUGCACGUGAAGACCGGAUUGUUGGUGUGGGGGUUUUGCAGCUUUCCCAAGUUCUCGAACAAGGGUCCUAUGCUUGUUGGGUACAACUUGGUAGACGUUUAUUUAUUGAUGAAACUGGCCUUAUUCUUUUGAGGAUACUUAGUCAAAGACAGAAUGAUGAAAUUGCCAAAGAAUUUGUUCGACUAAAAACUGAAUGCCGUUAUGAAACGGAAGGUCAAGGAUUAGCUAAUUCUGCUUCUUCACAAAGACUUGUAGCUGGUCGUUAG